This is a messenger RNA of Phlebotomus argentipes, 975 nucleotides long. RefSeq lists its product as uncharacterized. The transcript has a single exon. The record is from RefSeq and is a predicted model, not a curated record. NCBI's taxonomy places the organism in Eukaryota, Metazoa, Arthropoda, Insecta, Diptera, Psychodidae. Bases 160 to 870 code for a protein of 236 amino acids.
CGCAAACACUGGCAGAGACAAGAGUUAAUUAAUUGGAAAAUCGCAAUCAGUGCGCAAAAGGUGUCUAGCAAGAAGAUAUUCUGCGGGGAGGUAUAAAAGAUGGGACUCAGUGGUGGUUUGAGACAGUUUCAGUGCGAGUGACUUCGAGUAAACGCCAAGAUGAAAGUGUUGAUCUGCUUGUCCCUGUUUGUGGCCGUGACCCUGGCGCUGCCUCCGCGGCCUCUGCCUGACUUCGACGAUGAGCACGAUCACGAUCACUCCUUCCCGCGCCCAAUGCCCGGCCCCAGACCGCCAAUGCCCGAGGACAUCAGCCCUGAGCUGCAGGAGCUGCACCGCGACGUCAUGGACUUCGUGAAGCUCCUGCCGCACAGGGAGAUGCACAAGCUGGUCAAGCAGGCCUUCAAGAACGACGAGGAGAUGCGCGAGACCAUCAGGUACCUCCGCUCCCCGGCCUUCCAUGAGGUCAUGAAGGAGAUCGAAGCUCUGCCAGAGGUUCAGGCUCUCGGCCAGCACUUCCAGCCCACGGAGAUCGCCACCCGCGCCAUCCUCGCCGUCGACGCUGAGAUCGCCAUUGACACUCUGCCCGGAGUGUUCAGCAACCACCACACCGGCGGACUGUGCGGCCUGAUCGACCGCAUCAUCGACAUUCUGCCCCACAACGAACUGCGCGCGCUCCACCGCGAGAAGGUCGCCAACGGCGGCGUCUUCGCCGAGAUUGUCGCCUUCCUGACCAGCGACGAGUUCAAGGCCGGCGUGGAGAAGGUCUUCGAGUCCCAGCGCUUCCAGGAGCUCGACGCCACUCUCCGUGAGAACGGUGUGUGCAUGGACAAGUUCGUGGAGCUCGGCAUGAACGUGUUCGGCUUCCACUAAACCACUUCGCCGCCUUAAGAUGCUGGGAAGAGAUUCCCUAAUUACAUGUUCACCUGUAUUUUGUGCCAAGAAGAAGAGGAUUUAAUAAAAUGUAGCAGCUUAGAU